UAAAUGCUGUUGAGACGCGUUUGACGCAAGUAGUUUAUUAUGCUCCUACUCCUCGCUGUUCUUCUCUUUCCGGGUGUUGCAUCAAACGUCACUGAAGUCUGUAAUGGUGCGACUUGGGACGCUGAUUGCGGCCCCAACAACCGUCUUAUAAUCCAAAACGCUGAUUACGGGCGAAUGGAAGUGGGUCAUUGCGUCAAGUAUAGCCUCGGUCAUUUAGGAUGCUCAAAGCCGGUCACGGAUAUACUUCAUAAUUAUUGUAGUACCAAAAGGGAAUGUCAUAUUAAGAUACCAACUAAAGAGAUGGAAGAUCGUAAACCUUGUUUCGGAGAAAUGAAAGUAUAUCUUAGAGUUACUUGGACUUGCCUUCCAAUGGUUGAAUACUGUAAUCCCAAAAAAUUACCCUAUUCAGGAAUUUUAACAAAAAACUUUUGCAAAACUACAACAUUAAAGGCUGGAAAAGGUCAAAAGUUCAGUAUCAGCUCUCUAGUUAUACAAGACAAUUCAAAAACAACAAGAAUCUGUAAAAGUCACGUGAUUAUAAAUCAAAGAAGAUACUGUAUUCCAGCAAGUAUAGGACUUCACCAGCUCGAAAUUGACGAUGCGGAAAAGAUGACGAUCGAAUUUGAGGAGCAAGCUGUUCUAGUUUAUUCAAUAUUGGGCUGCGAGACGCCUUCGCCAAAAGACGGUUUCGUAAUUCGACGCCAAGACAUAUAUUUAUCGACGAGAUGCGAGCAAGACGAUCGAAUGCAUCAAGCUGUCUGUGUCAGAAAUCAGUGGAAAGGUGAAAUUGCUAAUUGCACUACGCAAGGCAAGGCCGUAGCCGUUAAUGAAGACAAAUCGAAAACGGAUAAAAGAAUUUCUAUAAUAUUAACGGUUGUCGCCGCCGUUCUUAUAGCCUUCGUCGCACCAUUUGCUGUGUUAUGUUACUGUAAAAGGAAAAUGAGACUAAAAGAUAGUGAUAUCAUAUACGUUCCUAGAGAGGCACAAAAAUAUCCAGCGCCAUCUACUUGUAAGCACGAUAGAAUGGAUCAUAUCUACGAAUAUCCUAAUUGGAAUAAUGUAAUGUAGUUUCUUUAUAGGCAUUCUCUUUAGAUCUAAAUACGAUUCAUACUGUACCCAUAUACAUAUAUAUAUAUAUACUGUAUAAACCUUCGUGUACAAACUCUAAUUGAAACGAAAUACUCAUUUUUAUCUAUGUUGUUUCUUUUUGAUAAUUGACAUCUUUCCAAGUAUAAAUGCAACAAGAAGACAAUAUUUUAACAAAGUACUAAACGAGGAUAACAGCUUCUAUAUAUGUAUAUAUGUACUGUUUGUACUGUAUUAAUACAGUAUAUCACAAACGUGACCUUUAUUACUUAAUACCUUUUCUUUUUUACUAUCAUUAUUGUUUGUUAUAAAUUACAGAUAUAACUCUUUUACAUGAUUUAUCAAUCAUUUUCAAAUGUUUCGUACAAAUACAUUUCAGUUAUGAUAUCAUUACAUAUAGUCUAUUAUUUAAGAAUAUACGUGUUUAUUAAAAUAGCCGAUAGAUGGGGCCAUUAGCCCCACAAGUUAUAUAUAUACUAUAUAUUCCAUUAUAAGUUUGUUUAUGUAUUAAAAUAUAUUGAAAUUAUUAUUUAAUUUAUAUGUUUAAUUAAAAAAAUGUUGAUUUCUGUAAAAAUUUAAUAAAAC
Messenger RNA from Dimorphilus gyrociliatus, 1671 nucleotides. The record is from the annotation of a GenBank genome assembly. NCBI's taxonomy places the organism in Eukaryota, Metazoa, Annelida, Polychaeta, Dinophilidae.